This is a messenger RNA of Mauremys mutica (yellowpond turtle), 2279 nucleotides long. RefSeq lists its product as uncharacterized. The record is from RefSeq and is a predicted model, not a curated record. The coding region runs from base 72 to 2279 and encodes 735 amino acids. Lineage: Eukaryota; Metazoa; Chordata; Testudines; Geoemydidae. The transcript is spliced from 6 exons.
CUCAGGUGUAGCCUGGGUACUUGGUGCUGCUUUGAGUGUAUCUCUGAUUCUUAGUGCCUGAGCCCGGCAAAAUGAGAUCACUCCUCCUCUUUCUCAACUCUGCCUCCUGCCUAAGGAUCCUGCUGCUCUUUCUUCUGUAUUAUGCUGUGAUCAGGCUUGCCAGAUCUGAGGCUUCUCCGAGGAAGAGGAGGCCCAGAAAGACAAAAAAGAAAGCGAAAGCUUUUGGACGCUGUUCAGAAGAGGUGGAGGAGGCUGGUGCAUCCCCAGAGACGUGCUGCCCUGUGCCCCUGGAGAAGCUCCCCUUGGCUCAGAGCCUCUGGCUUCUUGAGAGGAGGCAACAGGACAUGGCCAGAUACCUGGAUGCAGUUCUGAUACCGCCGAGUGUGUCGACAUCUGCCACGAGCCAGUUCUCCUACUCCUCUAGGGAAUCCACCAACUCUGCCCUCUGGAGUCAAAGCUCCUUUUCCCUGAGAGUAGCCUCCAUCAUUCAGUCGGAGCCCCUCUGCCACACAGGGGAGAUCAUGCCCUUCGUGAGCUGGGAAGGAUCCACCCAUCCCAUCCAAGACCAGCCUCUCUCCAGGCCUCCUGCCCACGGCAGACGAGACCGGGGAGAGCAGACCACGGGUCUGGACCAGACUUCAGUCCAUAGCUCAGACUUCGACAUCCAGCAGAAGCAUCUGCAGAGGCGACUGGGGGCUCCACAAACCCCCAUCCCGGGGGAGCCAUUGCUGGGUAAGCGGGACACCAAUCAUCAAUUGGAAGUAGACACAGAUCCGCCCAAAUGUGGAUUCCCUGCAAAGGUCCCGGAGCCCCUCAGAUCCAACACCAGCCCUCAGCGUGCACAGGAGAUCCAGGAGCCAUGUGUCUGCCCCUGGGGACCCCUUCCCCAAAAGGCCCACAGGAUCAUGGCAUCCCCUGAUGCCAUCCUGGCCAGGCUUGUGCCCACAGCGGUGGUCAAGCUGCAGGAUCACGUGGCUCAGAAAUGCUGGCAGAUCCAAACGAAGGCCUUUCCUAAGAUGGUGCGAGAGUCGCACAGAGAUGUUCCCCUCCGGAGAGAGACUGCCCUGCCUGGGCCACUCCACCCCCCUAGGGAGCCAGGCAAGCACAGGACAGCAGCAUUCCCAACGAUGGGACAACAGCCUGACCACCCCGUCGAACUCCACAUAAGGCAUCAGCAUCCGGUCAUGCAGAGGGGGCUGCUCACCCUGGACCCAGAGCCCCUGGCAAAGCUGCCUCACGCCGUCCCAGCCAGGGGAGCCCGUGUGGAGUUCAGUGAGAUGGAGACCGAUUUCCUGCAGACGGGGAGGCGAAGCACAAGCUCCUCUUCUUCCACACAUCCUCUAACGCCAGCGGAAGAUAUCACCAUGGAGACAGGCAGGAAUGAUGGUGCGGCAGGAAAGCAGACUAACCCACAGCGCUGCACUCUGCCAGCAGGGGUGGGUCUGACAUCGCCACCUCCAGGAACCACAGUAGCAGAGAAGACACUCGCAGCGACACUCCAAAUGUAUAGGAGCGAGUUGAGAAAGCCCCUUACCUGUGUGAGCGGCACCAAAGGGACUGAAGAGAAGCUGGAGCUGCACAUGGAGAGGAAGGUUCUCUUGGGAGAAGGCUCCUGCCUGCGGCCAGGGGCACAAGCAGGUGAGAGCAGGGCAGAUCUUCCCAGAACCCAAUGGCACCAGGUUGCCCCAGAGGCACCAGGCUCUGAGCAGCUAACAAGAUCCACCCUUGACUCUCUCAUUGCUGGGCAGGCUGCACACGACCUGCAGAUCAAGCAGCUGACGGAAAUGUUGAGCAGCUCCCGCCCCUUGGCGGGCCAGGUCUCAGUUUGCCAGCAGUGCCGCAAGGCAUAUCCAGGAAAGAGGAAGGGUGAGAAAACUCCAAAGGAGACAUCUGCUGAGCUGCAUGGUGUUCGAGACAUCAUGCAUUCACGUGGGUUCAAUGGAACUGUGAAUUCAAAGCUCUCCAGGGACCAGCCACCAAUCAGAGUCUGCGAGAAGUGUGGUAAGCAUCGACAGAAGAGACCAGCUGGCUCUGCAGGUGCUGACUUGCCGGGAAGAUCCCAUGGAAUUCCACAGCGAUGGACUCCAGGAGACUCCUCAGCAUCAUCCAACCACAAUAAGAUGCCAGUGCUGUGGCUCCUUCCAGUAGACAAGAGCAAGAGGCGGGAUGGAAAGGGGAAAAGGGCUCCCCGCAAGCAACCAAAGAUGGUGUCCAUUGCAACGAGUACAACAGGGCUUUCGCAAGCUGGGGAGAAAGCAAGAGAGGAUUCGCCCUCAUAG